Messenger RNA from Pelobates fuscus (common spadefoot toad), 3045 nucleotides. RefSeq names its product SPG7 matrix AAA peptidase subunit, paraplegin (gene SPG7). The transcript is spliced from 17 exons. The record is from RefSeq and is a predicted model, not a curated record. Gene Ontology annotation, biological process: mitochondrial protein processing. Gene Ontology annotation, cellular component: membrane; m-AAA complex. NCBI's taxonomy places the organism in Eukaryota, Metazoa, Chordata, Amphibia, Anura, Pelobatidae. Gene Ontology annotation, molecular function: ATP binding; ATP hydrolysis activity; metalloendopeptidase activity. The coding region runs from base 77 to 2416 and encodes 779 amino acids.
UCUCCCGUAGACAGGGAAGGCUGCUAGAGCUAGGCCGCAGUGAAGCCGCGGGCUGGAGUUAGCGAAGGGCCCAAGGAUGGGCUCCCUGCUGCUGGCUCUCCGGGGCCGCCGUGUCGGGUCUCUGGGGUGCUGGCGCUCAGUAUUAGGGAGCUGGAGAGUGCCUGGCCGGGGGUGGAGGAGCAGCGGGUCCUCGGAGCAGAUCCUACAGAAUUUGCUCUUUCACAGGCUGUCCCCAACAUAUCAUGGACUACGUGGAUUAUUAAUUAAGAAACAUCUGAUUCAAGACCCAAUUCGCAUCUGGAGACUUUUAGGUGGUUUUAAUUAUUUCAGUACUUCUGAACCCAAGAAUAAAGAAAAUAAGAAUGAAGAUGCAAAAGGGAAAACACCACCAGAGGACGAUGAGGAGAAAAAGCGGCGCGAGCGGGAGGAUCAGAUGUACCGUGAGAGACUUCGAACCCUCUUCAUCAUUGCCGUGGUGAUGAGCCUCCUUAACUCCCUGAGUACCAGUGGAGGAAACAUCUCAUGGAAUGACUUUGUAAAUGAAAUGCUGGCCAAGGGGGAGGUCCUACGUGUACAGGUUGUCCCUGAAAGUGACAUUGUGGAGAUAUACCUGCAUCCCGGCGCUGUGGUUUUUGGCCGACCUCGCUUAGCUCUCAUGUAUAGGAUGCAGGUAGCCAACAUAGACAAAUUUGAGGAAAAGCUCCGAGCAGCUGAGGAUGAGCUGAAGAUUGACAUAAAGGAUCGUAUUCCUGUCUCCUACAAGCGCACUGGCUUUUUUGGAAAUGCCCUGUAUGCAUUGGGCAUGGCGGCAGUGGGUGUAGCCAUCUUGUGGUACAUAUUCCGUCUGGCUGGAAUGGGCGGACGAGAAGGAGGCUUUGGCGCUUUUAACCAGCUGAAGAUGGCUCGUUUCACAAUCGUCGAUGGGAAGUCUGGCAAGGGGAUCAGUUUUAAGGAUGUUGCUGGGAUGCACGAGGCCAAGAUGGAAGUCAAAGAAUUUGUGGAUUAUUUGAAGAACCCAGAACGCUACUUACAGCUUGGGGCCAAAGUACCAAAAGGAGCUCUGCUUCUUGGACCCCCAGGCUGUGGAAAGACCCUGCUAGCCAAGGCUGUAGCUACAGAAGCUCAAGUGCCCUUCCUGGCAAUGGCUGGUUCGGAGUUUGUGGAGGUGAUAGGAGGUCUUGGCGCUGCCCGAGUGCGCAGCCUCUUCAAGGAAGCACGCACCCGAGCCCCUUGUAUCGUCUAUAUUGAUGAGAUUGACGCUGUAGGGAAGAAACGCUCUACCAACAUGUCUGCGGUUUCCAAUACAGAAGAGGAGCAGACGCUGAAUCAGCUGCUGGUGGAGAUGGAUGGGAUGGGUACCACUGACCAUGUUAUAGUGCUGGCAUCCACGAACCGAGCAGAUAUUCUGGACAAUGCGUUGAUGAGGCCUGGGAGACUGGACAGACAUAUAUUUAUUGAUCUCCCCACCCUACAGGAGAGGAGAGAGAUCUAUGAGCAGCACCUGAAGAGCUUGAAGCUAACACAGCCUGGGUCCUUCUACUCUCAGCGUCUCGCUGAACUCACACCUGGAUUUAGUGGAGCAGAUAUCGCCAACAUAUGCAAUGAAGCAGCUCUGCAUGCUGCCCGGGAGGGGCACCAGUCAGUAGAUACCUCUAGUUUUGAAUAUGCUGUUGAGCGAGUGAUUGCAGGGACAGCCAAGAAGAGUAAGAUCAUGUCCAAGGAGGAGAGGUGUGUGGUUGCUUUCCACGAGUCCGGUCAUGCUUUGGUCGGGUGGCUGCUUGAGCACACAGAGGCUGUGAUGAAGGUAUCCAUAGCACCGAGGACUAAUGCUGCUCUCGGAUUUGCACAAAUGCUACCAAGAGAGCAGUUUCUUUUCACUACGGAGCAGCUGUUGGAGAGGAUGUGCAUGGCACUGGGAGGCCGAGCUUCUGAGGCUAUUACCUUCAACAAAGUCACCACGGGAGCUCAGGAUGACCUGAGGAAGGUGACACGGGUCGCAUAUUCCAUGGUGAAGGAAUAUGGCAUGGUGCCUAGUAUUGGUCAGGUGUCUUUUCCAGAUGAGUCCACAUCUGGCAUCGGGAGACGACCCUUCAGCCAAGGGUUGCAGGAAAUGAUGGACCGGGAAGCUCAGCGGCUUGUGUCAUCCUCAUACAGGCGCACUGAAAAAUUACUACUGGAAAACCGAGACAAGUUGCAAGCGCUGGCCAAUGCAUUAUUGGAGAGAGAAGUUAUUAACUACGAUGACAUUGAAAAGUUAAUAGGUCCUCCGCCUCAUGGACCCAAAAAGAUGAUUGCCCCUCAGAGUUGGAUUGAGGCAGAGAAAGACAAACAGGACAAUGGAGAAGAUGAGCCUCGUAGGCCCCCACGACCUAAGACAGAGGACGAGGAGGAAGAACCAAACAUGACACCAGCCUGAAAUCAGAACUCAACUUUGAUGGUGUAAAACCAUUAUCAAUGGACUUGCAAUCACUGAAACUAUGAAUGCUCUUCUGAUGUCUCCCUAAUUGGGGAUGUCAUCUAUGGAGUUUGACACCUCUAUCCCAAAUCUGUCUGUGACAGCUCCAAAGAUAACCAGCUAGAUGUUCUCCACCAAUACCUGGGAGGCAACCUGGUUUUAUUGCAUUGUUUGAAAAUAUACUGUCUCGAAAAGAGCCCAAUAACAUAACUGAAGAGGUGGUGUUAUUUCUGUACUCAUGCAUCACCUCGAUUAUGUCCAUUUUAAAAUGAAAAAUGCACUUCCCAAGUAUUUUUGAUAUUAUGUCCGCUUGGCUCCUGUAUUUAACCUCUAGUGUGAGGUGUAAAAAAUGAAAUAAAAUUAAAAAUCCACACCUCCUUAUCCUGCAACUGGGCGCCUCCAUCUUGUUUUUCUAUCAGUCAUUGUUGCCCUUUGCACCAGGCACUCUGCAUACAGUAAAGGGGAGAAAUUAAACAGUGUUUCUAUUUCUCCUCAUUUGCAUCUUAAGCCCUGGCUGUGCCUGGACUGAACUGGAUUGUGAUGUCACUUGCCUAAUCUGUAUUCUAAAUAAACAGUGCCUCAUAAAAAAA